AUGACCCCACGGGAACAGCUGAGAAAGAUGACAGCACUGGGAGAACAGGGCGCACUGGAUGAGAAACACUGGUAUCGGCUGGUCAACAGCAUGUCUGCUGGAGAGCUAAGACAGAGGCAGGAGUUGAUGAUGCGCAACCAGAUGGCCAUGGCUCCACAGAUUCUAGCCCAGGGCCAGCAGAGAUUACAGGGCGUCCCGGCCCAGUUUGAGCCCCGCUUCAUGGAGAGGGAGCUUAUCCCUCCUAAUGAGAUGGUAUCCUCUGAGGCAAGACAGAUGCAUCUUGGAACUCACCUGGGCCCACCCCUUCCCCCACAUGCCAGUGUCCUCCCUGGGAGAGGCUUUCCUGGAGCAGGCUAUGGUUUCUUGCCCUCGGAGCCCAUAGAAAAUGUUGCCCGGCGACAGGAACUCAUUCACAAGCAGAAUAUAGCCAGAAUGGAGAUGAAUGCCAUCCUACAUCAGAAAGAGUUGGAGAAUGCCCACCAGAAAGGGCUGAUGGGAAUAGACAAUCCCAUGAUGUACCAGUCCAACCCCAUGGCGUUCAGAGGUCGCCAGCGGAUGCCUGACAGCCAUGAUGUCUUUGUCCAACGCCCCACCCUGGAUGAAUUGCACUCCAACAGCAUACUGAUGUCGGCCAGCCCCUACCCACCAAUCAGCACGCUCCAAAGAGAGAGAGGACGUAGGGCCGGCAGAAGACCAGCUAGUCAGAAGAGCACAGAGAGUCAUGUGCCCAGCUUGAAGGGCCAAACGGAAGAUAAAGGUGUUGAGCGGAGCCCGGGGGCCAUUUCAGGGGAAGAGAAAGAGGCAGAUGUGAAGGGGGACAUGGGAGAGGAGGCUGCCAAUGGCAAGACACACCAUCAAACCAAAAUGGACUCUGAGCUUGACACAGGAAGCAGGAAGAACUACAAAGAGGGGGAGCAGAGCCUCCAUAAAGCCUGUGUCAACAGCCAGGAUGGCUGCUCCGAUGUGACCAACACCAGCAGCACUGAUAAAGACAUGUCUAGCCAAUGCUCUGCUUUUCAGGACAAAUUCAUGUAUCCUGCCUCUGGUGGACCUCUCACAGGCAUGCCUUACAUGUGCCCUGUCCCAGGAAAUGGUCUCCUUCCAUCAGGCCCAGCCAAUCUCUUUCUCAAUGGGGAAGAUGCAUCUGAGGACAUACGGAAGUGGACAGUGGAUGACGUCUACAACUUCAUCAACAGCAUACCCACCUGCGCAGAAUAUGCUCAGAUGUUCAAGGACCACAUGAUUGAUGGGGAGACACUGCCCCUCCUCUCGGAAGAGCAUCUCCUGGACACAUUGGGACUGAAGCUAGGGCCAGUCCUCAAGAUCCGCUCACAGGUUUCCAGGCGUAUGGGCAGUAUGUUCUAUAUGAUGAACCUGCCGCUCCCCACUGCUGCCCUGCAGCCUACCCCCGAAAAACCUGGGGACCGCUCCUCGGAGAUUGGUUCCCCCGUCAACUGCAACAGCGAGGAUAUGUUGGGAAGUCCAAGAGACGCAGACCUCCUCAAAUCCACAGAGCACCUACACGAGACAGAAAACAACUCCCCUCCAUCUGCCAGCAGUGAGACAGCCUGA
Molecule: messenger RNA, 1572 nt
Organism: Lampris incognitus (smalleye Pacific opah)
Lineage: Eukaryota; Metazoa; Chordata; Actinopteri; Lampriformes; Lampridae
Gene: samd7
Product: sterile alpha motif domain containing 7
Exons: 8
Coding region: 1-1572 (523 amino acids)
Molecular function (GO): protein binding
Source: RefSeq, a predicted model, not a curated record